GGGCCGCGGCGGCGUCGCGGUGAGCGGUUGUGGGGCCCAGUUCAACGGCGGAGCUGCCCCGCUCUCGGCCCCGCUCCCCGGACAGGGGCCAGCUACAGCACAAAAGUCAAAUGCUGUUUGAAAGUUGAAGAAAUGAGCACACUGUUAUCCUCUCAUCUCACGCUGAACUGGGUGUCUCUGUAUUUUCUACGACUGAAAUGACUUAUUAAACCUGGAGGCUUCUGCACAAGCAAAACCAGAAAUACCCAGUAUGGCCUCAUCAUCAACACCUAAAUAUAAUUCAAACUCCUUGGAGAGUUCCUCAAGUAAAAGGAAUCUAAAAGAUGGAACUAACUGGGAACAAAAUGAAGAAAUACCUCGUCUGCCAGGAGAGACUAGAGUUACAGACAAGGAAGUUAUUUAUAUGUGUCCAUUUAAUGGCCCUGUUAAAGGAAGAGUGUACAUCACAAAUUACAGGCUGUACCUAAGAAGUGUGGAAAAUGAUCCAGUUGUAGUGUUGAAUGUUCCAUUGGGCGUAAUUUCAAGGAUUGAAAAAAUGGGAGGGGCUUCCAGCAGAGGAGAGAACUCUUAUGGAUUAGAUAUAACCUGUAAAGACAUGAGAAAUUUACGGUUUGCAUUAAAACAAGAAGGGCACAGUAGAAGAGAUAUAUUCGAAGUCCUCACAAAAUAUGCUUUUCCCCAGUCACAUAACUUGCUUUUUUUUGCAUUUGUGAAUGAAGAAAAGUUUUCUGAAAAUGGAUGGAUGGUGUACAGGCCGAUGUCUGAAUACAGGAGACAGGGACUGCCUAAUGAUCGGUGGCGAGUAAGUUUUAUUAAUGAACAUUAUGGGCUGUGUGACACAUAUCCAUCACUCUUGGUAGUGCCAUAUAAUGCAACAGAUGAUGAUCUCAAGAAAGUUGCUGCCUUUAGGUCUCGAAAUAGAAUCCCGGUUCUGUCAUGGAUUCAUCCAGAGACUCAAGCUGUUAUUAUGCGCUGCAGUCAACCCCUUGUUGGAAUGAGUGGCAAGCGGAAUAAAGAUGAUGAAAGAUACCUUGAUAUCAUCAGGGAGGCCAAUGGGCAAAUCUCAAAACUGACCAUCUAUGAUGCUAGGCCCAAUGUCAAUGCUGUUGCAAACAAGGCAACUGGGGGAGGAUAUGAAAGUGAAGAUGCAUAUCCCAAUGCAGAACUUUUCUUCUUGGACAUUCAUAAUAUUCAUGUCAUGCGGGAAUCUUUGAAGAAGUUGAAGGACAUUGUUUAUCCUAAUGUGGAAGAAUCACACUGGUUGUCAAGUCUGGAAUCAACCCAUUGGUUAGAACAUAUAAAGCUUGUCUUGACAGGAGCUAUUCAAGUGGCAGACAAGGUAUCCUCAGGAAGGAGCUCUGUAUUGGUUCACUGCAGCGAUGGCUGGGACCGGACAGCCCAGCUAACAUCACUGGCCAUGCUGAUGCUCGACAGCUACUACAGAACUAUUGAAGGCUUUGAAGUCCUGGUGCAGAAAGAGUGGAUAAGCUUUGGACACAAAUUUGCAUCGAGAAUAGGCCAUGGUGACAAAAAUCAUGCUGAUGCAGACAGAUCGCCCAUCUUUCUCCAGUUCAUUGAUUGUGUGUGGCAGGUGUCCAAGCAGUUUCCUACAGCCUUUGAAUUCAAUGAGCAGUUCUUGAUUGCAAUCCUGGAUCACUUGUACAGCUGCCGGUUUGGUACUUUCUUGUAUAACAGUGAGUCUUCUAGAGAAAAAGAGAAAGUGGCUGAGAAAACCUUGUCAUUAUGGUCUUUGAUAAACAGUGAAAAAUCUAAGUACACCAAUCCUUUCUAUACUAAAGAGCUAAAUCGAGCGCUCUAUCCGGUAGCCAGUAUGCGUCACUUAGAGCUCUGGGUCAAUUACUACAUCAGGUGGAACCCAAGAAUUCGGCAACAACAGCCAAAUCCAAUGGAGCAGCGAUACAUGGAGCUUCUUGCGUUACGUGAUGAUUAUAUAAGGAGACUUGAAGAACUACAGAUCACAAAUAAUUCCAAGAUAUCCAAUUCAUCAGCCUCAUCGUCAUCUCCCUCACAAAUGGUGUCCCAAGUACAAACACAUUUUUGAAGGAAAUGUUGGCUUCUUCCUGUGCUGUCCUAGCAAGCGGUGCUUAACGUAGAUUUAUAGCAUAAAGAGGAAGAUUUUAAUGCCUUACAUUAGACUCUCCUAACAAAGUAUUUUAGGCUGUCUUCACUUGAGGACAACUUCAAAGCAAACAAAACCAACUUCAGUUAUGUGCCUUUCAGAACCAGUGGACUGGGAACAUUAUUAAUCAGCUUCUAGUUACGGAAGGCUUCAAGAAUUAUUUUGGAACAUGGUGCAAUUGAAGUGAAUUUGGUUUCAUUAAGAAUGCUUUAAUUUAUUACACUGUAGGUCAUCUAAGGAAAUUCAUGCUCAGUGUUGCAUCUCAUGAGUAAACCACUAAUGGCAAUAGGAAUAUCCACAUUAGGUAAAAUUAGGUAUUGUGUAUUCCUUUUAGGAAUACCUUUGUGGAGUUCAUGAGAGAAAAAAAAUUCUAUUGUAAGAUU
This is a messenger RNA of Pezoporus occidentalis (night parrot), 2523 nucleotides long. RefSeq names its product myotubularin 1 (gene MTM1). The transcript has 16 exons. The coding region runs from base 251 to 2062 and encodes 603 amino acids. Gene Ontology annotation, cellular component: membrane; cytoplasm. Gene Ontology annotation, biological process: phosphatidylinositol dephosphorylation; negative regulation of autophagosome assembly; mitochondrion distribution. Gene Ontology annotation, molecular function: phosphatidylinositol-3-phosphate phosphatase activity; phosphatidylinositol-3,5-bisphosphate 3-phosphatase activity. The record is from RefSeq and is a predicted model, not a curated record. NCBI's taxonomy places the organism in Eukaryota, Metazoa, Chordata, Aves, Psittaciformes, Psittacidae.